Phanerochaete carnosa HHB-10118-sp is the source of this 2879-nucleotide messenger RNA. RefSeq lists its product as uncharacterized. The coding region runs from base 33 to 2846 and encodes 937 amino acids. Gene Ontology annotation, biological process: chloride transport; transmembrane transport. Gene Ontology annotation, cellular component: Golgi apparatus; early endosome; membrane. The transcript has 15 exons. Gene Ontology annotation, molecular function: voltage-gated chloride channel activity. The record is from RefSeq and is a predicted model, not a curated record. Lineage: Eukaryota; Fungi; Basidiomycota; Agaricomycetes; Polyporales; Phanerochaetaceae.
CCGACCCCAAUUCAAAGCCUUCUAGAUUCGUAAUGACCUCCGCGGGAGGUCCAUCGCUAAAGCGUCGCCGCUCGAACACAUCGCCGGUCCACGAAGAGGUACCGUCUGGGCCUUUGAGUGGACCAUCGACUAUACGAUGGCGUCAGCAACGCCUGCUUUCCAUUAGACGCGAGCGAGCGCAGGACGGAGAGGGAGAGAGUGCUACGCUAAGUGUUGACUCGCCGCGCAACAAUUAUGGUACCAUGCCGGCCAUUCCCCGUCGAAAUAAGUCGAAGCUCAACCUUCGACACGGGCUCUCUUCUCUCCAGGGCCUUGUCAUUCCCAAAGCCAUCUCUAAUCCAGCUUCCUCCGCUGAAUCAUCUCCUACAUCCUUUGUUGAACACUUGUCUUACUUGCGCGAACGACCCAUAUCUGCGUACGACAGGUCCAAUUAUGCGGGCACUCCCGAGGCAGGAAGCACGGAGAGCGACGUGAAGACGAACGGCAUACGCGUCUGGUACUCGUCCUUCACCUCUAUUGACUGGCUGCACGAUGUUAUCAAAGACUCAGCACGUCAAGCGCGCCUGCGACGUCGAACGUCUCUUCGAAGUAAAGCUCAGCGGUCCGUUGACCGAACCGUGGGAUGGUUCGUGGUCUCCAUCAUCGGUUUUCUCACAGCCGUUAUCGCAUUCUUGAUUACACGAAGUGAACAAUGGCUCUUCGACUUCAAGGAAGGAUACUGCCGCCCUGCCUGGUUCAAGUCUAAGCGUUUCUGCUGCCCCAUUACCGACGACGUGACGCUUAGUUUCACACCUGCUUCUGCGUUUUCUGGUGCCGAAGGGGAUGGCUGUUCCAACUGGCGAACCUGGUAUAGUAUCCUUGGUCCUGUUGUUGAUGGCAAUCCUUGGUUAUCGUUCGAGUCGGAGAUGGUUGAAUACAUCGCGUAUGUUGCGGUCGCCCUUACUUGGGCUAUCAUCUCUUGUUUGCUAACCAUAUAUCUAACCGCCUCCACGUCGUUCGUUACUCGCAAAGAUUCAAGCAUAUUGGCACCUCCCAUCGCGCCGGUAGAAGACGCCAAGGCUGUGGAACCGGCUUUGGUCGACCCUAAGCGAAAGGUUCUAUACUUCGCCGCUGGUAGUGGCAUUCCCGAGAUCAAGACCAUCUUGUCAGGUUUCGUCAUCCACGGCUACCUCGGCGGUAGGACAUUGUUCACAAAAUCUGUCGGACUCGCGCUAUCCGUAGCGUCCGGUUUGUCUCUCGGGAAGGAAGGUCCCUUCGUACACAUUGCUUCUUGUGUAGGAAAUAUUGUCAGCAGAUUUUUCGAAAAAUACGAGAGUAAUGAGGCGAAGCGCCGUGAAGUUCUCAGUGCUGCUUGUGCUGCCGGCGUCGCUGUUGCUUUCGGAGCUCCUAUCGGAGGUGUACUAUUUAGCUUAGAAGAAGUGUCGUACUUCUUCCCCGCGGAAGUUAUGUGGAGAAGUUUCUUCUGUGCCAUGGUCGCCGCGAUGACGCUCAAGUUCCUCGAUCCCUUCGGAAGUGGUAAACUUGUGCUCUUCCAGGUUACCUACGAUAAGGACUGGCAUGCGUAUGAGCUCAUUCCUUUUCUCUUUCUUAGCGUCUUCGGUGGCGUCUGGGGUGCCUGGUUCUCUAAAUUGAACAUCCGUUGGGCCAAACAUGUCCGUAAUGGCACUUGGUUGAAGUGGCACCCUGUUUUUGAGGUCGUUCUGGUCACUCUAGCAACAAGCCUACUCUGUUUCGUCAACCCAUAUACCCGCAUGAGCGGCACAGAGCUCGUCUACAACCUUUUUGCUGAGUGCAAGACUGGCAGCCCGAACACGCACCAGGGUCUCUGCGUGUUGAAUCCGCCUGAGCAGGCCCUGCCCCUAAUCACAGCCAUCGGCGUCGCCAUGGUCAUCAAAGGUGCUCUGACCAUCGUAACUUUCGGCAUCAAGCUGCCUGCCGGUAUCUUCAUCCCGAGUCUUGGUGUCGGCGCCUGUGCAGGGCGCAUCGUCGGCAUUCUCGUACAGUGGGCACAUUUCAGGUACCCUGGCAGUCCCAUCUUUGCAGCCUGCAAUGGAAAUUUGAACUGCGUAGUUCCGGGCCUGUAUGCCAUGGUUGGUGCAGCGGCUAGCUUGUCCGGUGUCACGCGUACCACCGUAUCCCUCGCAGUCAUCAUGUUCGAGCUCACGGACACCCUGACAUACGUGGUCCCUGUGAUGCUUGCAGUGUUGGUGGCGAAGAGUGUCGCAGACGCACUCGAGCCGAAAGGUAUCUACGACCUGGUUAUCGAGCUCGCGAACCUUCCCUACCUCGAUCCUAAACGCGAGUACAGCUGGGCGGGCCACCAGAUCAGUGACGUGACGGACCGUGACGCUGCUAUCAUCCGCGUAAACCAGGAGAAUAAUGUGAAGAGCCUGUGUGGCAAACUCCAAACUCUCGUCCUUUCCGGCCGCCACGACAGCGGUUUUCCGAUCGUGCGGAAAGACGAUAGCGGCUCGCGCAUGGUGGGCUACAUCGGAGUAAACGAGCUCGAGCACGCCCUGAGUAUUGUCGCCGAUCACCCAAACAGAGUCAUCGUGUUUCACUCAACAACAUCAUACGAACACCCCGGCACCAUGGCGUCAUCGUUCUCAUCCACUGCUGGAGACACGAGCCCUAUGCUGGGCAGUGCCGAUCCGUUCGAUCUUAGCUACUACAUGGACCAAGCUCCAUUGACUGUCCAGUCAAAUUCACCCCUGGAGCUUGUGCAACAACUAUUCACGAAGCUCGGUGCACGAUACAUCGUGGUAACUGACACAAAUGGAUACUACGAGGGUGUCAUCGACAAGAAAGUCUGGCUAGCGUUCCUUGAAGAGGUGGAACAGACGUAGCCUCGUUUCAGCCAUUUCAUCCCGUCUGACAUC